UGAGGGUUUGCUCAAAUCUAUCAGUGACCUGGAUGCAAAAGCAGUAAAAAAGCAACAAAAGAAAUGGAGAGAAAAUUCUGCAAAACAUUACAGAAAAAAUAAGAUCCUGAAAGAUGUUUUAGAUCUCACGCCACCCUCUGAUGAGACAGAUGUACAGCCUGGACCAUCACGAAGGGUCUUGCAUCCUAUUGCAGAGAAUGUUGGAAAUCACUGUGCUCAUGAAGCUCCAUCACCAUCAGACUACCCAAGAACAUCAACACCAAAAAAAAGAAAACAAAAGCCUACCACUGUGUCGAAGCUAAGAGUGAAAUUAAAAAAAAAUAAGAAAUCACUGGAAAAUAAAGACAGAAUUAGAAAGGCUGAGAAAGCAAAUUAAACGAAUGGAAAUGAGAAGGGAAGAAAGAGGAAAACGCAAUCUGCCUACAAAAGUCUGUUCAUCAAUGAAUAGGAGACAGCUGAUGGGAAGUGUGGUAAGAACCUUCUUUCAUCGUGAUGAUGUUUCCACAAUAGUAAAUGGAAAAGCAGGAGAGAUCAGGCGAGGAGGGCAGGUGUUCAGGAGAAGGUUUCUCUGCAAACAAUAGAGAACCUUCACAAGCGAUUUCUCGGGCUCAGUUUUUUAAACUGCGUCCAUUUUGGAUCUCUAGUCCAACACUAUUGGACAGAGAAACAUGCGCAUGCAAAAUACACGAGAAUUUCCAAAGCAAAAUAAAGAAGUUACAUCAACUUGGGAUUCUAGGCACCUCUUCUUGCUUAGAGGUUGUUGACUCUGUGGUGUGUGAGAGAGUUAAGAUUGACUGCAUGUACAGGCGAUGUAGCGAUUGCCAAAACAAGAAAUUCUCCCCAAUGUUAGACCCAAACACAAAAGACAACAUUGUCCAGUGGAAGGAGUGGGUGAGCAAGUCCACUCCCUACAGUAAGAAGGGCCAAAAUGGAUCCACGGUUGAGACAGAGGUCAAAACAACCUCCCUAGAAAAAAGCUCUGCCUCCAUUGAGAAGCUUGUGAGUAUGACUCAAGAUGGCCUUGAUCGUUUCUGCAAACACAUUUUCAAUAUCAAGCAUCAAUUUCAGUCAAUUCAGUGCUUGAAGGCAAACCUACAGGAAAAUGAAGCUGUAGUUCACGUAGAUUACAGCGAAAAUUAUAACUGCAAAUGGAGCAGGGAGAUAAAAGAAGUCAAUUUUGGAGGCUCACAUAGACAAGUGACACUCCACACAGGGGUGCUCUAUGUGAGUGGAGGAAGACUUGAGUCAUUUGCUUCUGUGUCAGACUGUCUGAGGCAUGAUGCUGCAGCAACAUGGGCACACCUGAGCCCAGUUUUAGAGCACCUCCGCGUUCAAUACCCUGCGGUCACCAAGGUCCACUUCCUGUCGGAUGGGCCUACAUCACAGUACAGGAAUAAAACAGCUUUUUACCUGGCUUCAACUGUGCCAUUCCUAAAAGGUUUCAAUUAUGUCACAUGGAACUUUACUGAGGCCUCUCAUGGCAAAGGAGCACCUGAUGGUGUUGGAGGUGCUCUGAAGAACUUAGCAGAUCGGAUUGUGGCACGUGGGACGGAUAUUCCCGACAUGAGAGCUCUCAUUACAAAUCUAAAGGAGCACUCCUCUGUAAAGAUAUUUGAAGUCAAAGAGGAGGAGAUACUCAAAAGUGCGGAACUGGUUCCUCCCACGCUCAAACCUGUGCCUGGCACAAUGACUGUGCACCAGCUCAUUGCAAAGAAGGCAGGCUGCAUCAGGGUCAGAGAAGUCUCCUGCUUCUGCAAAAACUGGUGCGACUGCAACACUCCAAAAGAUUUUACAUUUUCAUGUAAUAACAGUGAAGCAGAGAAUGAGGGAGGAGCAGAAGGAAAAUCGAUUGAAGUUGGGACAUGGGUGCGUGUGAACUACGAUGGAGACCUUUUUCCAGGCAUUGUUACACAGGCUGUUGCGGAGCAGUAUGAGGUGGACACGAUGUACAGGGCUGGUACAAACAGGUUCUUCAUCCCAGGAGUCGAGAUACCUGGGGACAAAGUGUGGUACUUGCCGGAUGACAUCAGGGCAGUCAUCCCCGAGCCAAUGCCUGCAUCGUCUUCUGGUCGACAUUUUUGUGUUUUACCAGAAAUUUGGGCAAAGUACUCCAAAAAAACCUGAUUUUUGUAAAUACAAAAAAGUGUUUACAAAAUUACAAAAUCAAGACAUAAAUAAUAUAAGCGCCAAAGCAAAUUAAAACUGUUUGGGAAAAAUAAGAAAGGGGAGGGAUAUUGAAUUAUUUCAUAAAGAGUCUGAAUCUUAUUAAAUGAUCAUUUCAAUCAGUUGUUUGUUACCUACACAUUUUAAUCAGUUUUGUCAGGUUUUAAUGACCUUUCUCAUUACCGCAACAUUAAUUCUCAUCCUCCGCAAUGGACUUUUCAUUACCGUUAUGCAUAACAUUAAACAGUUAUUUUAAUAUUUUAAUGUUUUAGAGAAAUGUGUUUGUUCAUUUAUUACAAUAUGUUCCUGAGCUGUUUUGCA
This is a messenger RNA of Gadus macrocephalus (Pacific cod), 2484 nucleotides long. RefSeq lists its product as uncharacterized. The transcript has 3 exons. The record is from RefSeq and is a predicted model, not a curated record. Lineage: Eukaryota; Metazoa; Chordata; Actinopteri; Gadiformes; Gadidae. Bases 514 to 2124 code for a protein of 536 amino acids.